AUGGCACCCGAGUCGUCGUCGCCCGCCGCUUCCACCACCUUUCUGCCCUUCCUGAACGGUAGGUCACGUAGGGGCUCCUUGGCCUCCAUUACUUCUCGCCACGGCGCUGGCGUGGACAAGGACGUGCUCGCUCAAGCUUUGGACGACAUCCAUACUGAGGCGUCCAAGUCAGAGACGCUCACCUCUUUCCACGACUUCGAUGGCGAGGGCGGUCGCGGCACAAAAGAGAUUGUUAGCAAUGGGGUGAGUGGCAUUUACAAUCGUUUGAAGCAGUCUGUGGGAGGUGGUACUCCACAGGGCAAAGAGUCCAAGAGCAGGCCCAAGAGCAGUGCAUCCAAGGAUUCCCUGGAGACAGAAUCGCAACAAUCUACAUCUCCAGCCGCUUCACGUACAGGCCUCACGGUCUCCACGAAAAAGCCCACUCCGGACGCUGCUUCGGUUGCUACCACCACUUCACCAAUAACACGCACAUUCACAAAUGGCGACGAUGCAGGCGACAGUACCCAACCAGGGCCGAAACUCCACACGGCCGAUGGUCAGCCCAUUCCAUCGUUCACGUCUGAACAAAGCCAUAAGCGGCCUUUUGAGGAGUUGUCGGGCAUCAGAACAGCCAAAGCCCAUCAGGUUACGGCAACCAAGCAAGACCUGGACAUGGUACUCAGUCCCCGGAAAGAGGUCGACAGUAAGGACAUGACAGCCGAUACUUUGGCCAAAGUUCUGUCAAAUCGCGAUGCUCCCGCCAUUGACAAAGCUAAAUUAACGCGUGGGUCCCGCUUGCAAGACGAGGAUUUGGAGCAAGCUAUUGACGACUCGGACUAUGCUGAUGGCCCUGAGGACCCCUUGCCUGCCCCCAAAGCAGCGAAAGUGAACGGCAAUUCGGGUGUGCAGAGCGACGAUGUGAACGAGCCCAUGGAUGCCCAACGCCCUCCUAUGCCUCGGGUUGGUGUCUCACACCUGCCUGGCUUCGAUCCAUCAAGAGCGUCGUCGACUACAGGCGGCGCCGACACCGAUUCGAUUUCCAGCUCACACACUGCUGCUACCCACAGACCAGCCUUAGAACAGCCUCCGAAUCUGAACACUGGACUGCAGAGAAGGAGAACUUUCAAGGCGCCGCCAGGCUCCUCGCAAGCGCUUAGCGUACCAUCAAAUUUGAGACGAAAGGUGCUCAGCAAAGAAUUCUGGAUGAAGGACGAUAACGCCAGAGUAUGUUUCGCCUGUGGCCAAACCUUUUCAACGUUCCGCCGUAAGCAUCACUGUAGAACUUGCGGGCAGAUUUUCGACGCCAGAUGCACCAAUCUUGUGCCAGGAAAGCCUUUCGGCCAGGUCGAGCGGGUACGGCUUUGCAAACCCUGUGAAGAGAUCAUAUUUGGUAGCGACGAUGACUCGACAGUCUUCUCAGAGGAAGACGAUUAUAUGCGCAGCCCGCUCGUUCAACGCUUCUCUGAAGAAGAGGACGAGGUCCCGGGGCAGCUUGAUGGACCUGGCUUUAGCAGAACAGAUACCGAAGUAACAACACCAUCAAUUGGGAUCCCAGCCUCUCGACGCAACCGUGAAGCCAAACGCCGUUCUGCGGUGAUUGAGUUCGAUAGCCAACCGGCGUUGGCACGUCCUAGUUCCGCACACUCGUUGGCCUCGCUAAGCCGGCGUCCAAGAUCAUCAAGCCAUCGACGGAGGCACUCUCGCCAUCAGCCCAUACGAGGCCUGCGGUCCAGUAUGGAUGAACGUGGACCGUUUCAUUGCGAGGGUGAUCCGGACAAGAAAUCGUCCUUGCCGAACUUUCACAAUGACAAUAUCAUUGACCCGGAUCUCGCUGCAUUUCUCUCUGACGACGGGUCUGAGGACGACGAGUCACCUAACAUAAUGUCUGCAGUGACUGAUGGUCAUACCGCGUCUCCAGGCGACCGUGAAAGACUUGGUUUCGGUGGUUUCCUGUCAUCGGCUCUGAGAACGGGCCGAUCCAAGACUGGCGACAAGAGCAUGGCUCCAUCCAGCACACGGGGGAUCAGAGAGGACGAGAUACUCGCUUAUGGAUCGAAACAAAUCCCCAGAGUCACCAGGUCACGCAACCUCAGUAACGGCUCCAUGUCACACGGACGGCCAUCGCCUCGACGCAGCCGAAGCAAUCUCCUCUUAGCCACUGACGAGCUUGAUUAUCGCCCUUCAUCACCGCUCGUAGCCCCGAACAAGUCCUCUGCAAAGGUAGUCUGCAGUUCGGCACUGUACAGUCUUCACAGCAGGGAGAAGGAUGAUCUCGACCUUUAUCCAGCCAGCUACGCGCACGUGAAACAGUUGCUCGCUCAACUACUGCGUGAUGCCAACAUUGCUCAUGCGCUGGCCUGGGAGAAAGCAUUGAUGCCAAUCAUCAUGCAAUGCACUGAUGACGUUGAUCCAGACGUACAACAGGGCGAUGACAUGGACAUUCGGCAUUACAUCAAGCUCAAAAAGGUGCCUAGUGGGAGACCUGGUGACACGAGCUAUGUCUCUGGUAUCGUUUUUAGCAAGAACGUGGCCUUGAAGACCAUGGCACGUUCGAUCAGCAAUCCGCGUAUUGUUAUUGUCACAUUUGCCAUCGAGUACGCAAGAUACGAGUCACACUUCAUGAGUCUGGAACCUGUGAUUGCCCAAGAGCAAGAAUAUCUCGAGAACCUGGUCAACCGGAUCGCGGCUCUUCGUCCAACAGUCCUGCUGGUGCAGAGACACGUAUCUGGUCUUGCGUUGCACAUGCUGGAAAGGGCUGGCAUCACAGUCGCCUAUAAUAUUAAAGAGUCUGUCCUGGCUGCAGUCGCACGCGUAACCCAGACGACAAUGAUCAAGUCUAUCGACAAGCUCGGCAUCGACCCAUCCCAUCUCGGUCGUUGUGACAGCUUCGAGGUCAAGACAUUCGUAUCAGACGGGAUGAGGAAAACAUAUAUCUACUUGUCUGGCUGCGAUCCUGAUCUGGGCUGCACCAUCGUGCUCAGAGGAGCCGACACCAAAACGCUCCGCGCAAUCAAGCGAGUUACCGAGUUCAUGUGCUACGUAGCAUACAACCUCAAGCUCGAGAACUACCUGAUGCGAGAUGAGUUCGUGUCAAUACCACACACUGUUCAGAAGCAUAUCGAGGCGCACGAUGAUCCUUCCAGCAAUAGAGACAUUGAGCCGCGGACACUUGAGGAAAAGCAGAAGACUCUUUUGGAGACACUUGGCCACAUCGUCGGCGAUGAGGAAACCAACUUCAAGUAUGAAGGCUUGGAGCAAGAGACCAGGAAACGAAUCCUCUCAGCUUCGCCCUUCGUUGUUUUCAUGCAGCCAUACAUAUUGACUCAACUUCGCGACCUCGAGCGAAGACUGCACACUUACAAGCUGCUGCGAGACCGAUACGCCGAAGCUGAUGAGGAGGGUGGCGAUGAAGAGGAAGACGAAUCUGCGUUGAUCGACCAUUUUAAGCUUGUGGAACCUGAGAUGGUUAACGCACCUCCAUCCAAGGACCAGCCGAAGGCCGUACGCGAGUAUUUGCAUGCUGUUCACGAUGCCCAGUUCGAGAAAGCCAAACACACCUUCGACCUCCAAGAGCGACAGUGGGACUCCUUUGUUACUGGCGAUGUGAACCCCUUUGACCCCUUCUCACACCAGAAGAUCGUGGUCCUGUACUCUACAGUCAGCAGCAUCACGUCAGCACCCUGUACCGGGCCGGAACUUCUAGGCAUCGGUUUCUAUGCCGGCUAUACUAGAGUUGAGGACGAUCACGAUGAGGAUAUCCCGCUUGGACAAUACAUCGAAGACCUCUGUUUGAGCUCCAGCACUACGUGCAAAGAUUGUCAUAAGAAGAUGUACGAUCAUCACCGUCAGUACGUGCAUGGUUACGGCCAGCUGUCCAUUUCGAUUCAAAGGCAGUCAGCCAAGAUGCGCGGCUAUGCAAACACACUCCUCAUGUGGUCGACGUGCCGCAUCUGCCGACAUGAGACGACGGUGACUCAAAUGUCCGAGCACACGUGGAAGUAUUCAUUUGCAAAGUAUCUGGAGCUCAGCUUCUGGAGCAGUCCUCUUCAUCCUCGCGCUGGACUUUGCAAGCACGACAUUCACAAGGACUUCUUGAGGUGCUUUGGCUUUCAGGACAUGGUUGUUCGAGUUCAGUACGAUCCAAUCGACAUCUACGAAGUCAUUGUGCCUAGAGGACGGGUGACGUGGAAAGUCGAAGCAGAUCUCACUGUCAAGAAUGAUCAAUACUUGGUCAUCGAGAAGCGACUUGAAGCCUUCACUGAGUCCGUGAAAAAGCGACUCGCGUCCAUAAACCUCGAAGCUCUGGAGGGAAAGAAGUCUUCAGAUGGUCUUGCUCUGCUCGAAAAACUGAAGAUCAAAGCCGAAGAUGACCAGCAAGAACUACGGGCCAAGCUGAAGCACAAGUAUGCCUCUUCUCGUUACUUCGAGCUGAUACCACUCAAUCGCGCUCUCCGCUUCAUGGACGAGAAGGCAAUCGAAUGGGACGAGGAGUUUGCUAACUUUGAGCGCGACUACUUCCCAUCCGAGACUGACAUUCGCAAGAUCGCGGCGGUACAACUGCGUAAUAUGUUUGUUGAAUCUCAGCCGUCUGCGGCAGCCAGCGUUGCUAGUGAUGUGAGCGACACAGAAGAGGGAACGGAGAUGGCACUAGUGCGAAAACCUGGAUUAGGUGCUCGACGACCCACUGCCGACGAGAUCUUGUCCGAGAAGGCGCAUGAUGUUCUGUCGUCAGUGGUGGAGGAGCAUAAAGCCAACAGCGAAGAACACGAUUCGCUAAAGGCUGUGAAAAGCAAUGAUACUGAAGCUACGAUUGGCGUCGACUUGAGCACGCAAACGUCAACUCCACGGAAGGAUCAAGAAGAAGCAGUCGAGCGGGAUGAUGUCAAACACCUUGAUCUCGCCGUGUCUUCCAGGUCGCCAGGUGAAUCUUCGAAUGGGGAGACUGCAAGCCAGUAUGACGGUUCACCUAGUCCAAAGACCGGAACAAACGUUGGCUCGCCGGACGAGCCUUUUGCAACACAACCAAAGCCGCUGAGUUCAGGCCUAUUGGAGCGAAUUGAGCAGAUAAGGAGUACUCGAGCUGUCGCUGGUGCUGAAGGAGACACACUAGAGUCCAAGAUCCCUAGAUUGGCAGAUCUCAAGAAGCGCGAUGCAAGCCCAAAACCAGAGGCUGGCCUCAAGCCACCGGAUGCAGGCACUCGACCACCAUUGCUUCGGGCAAAGUCUCAGCCUGGGCAUCCCGGCCAUGGCCACACGCGAAGCGCUGAUCUUACUACAGAGCAUUCGAUUGAUUCCGUUGCCAGCGGUGCGCCCGCAAACGGUGAAGCACCGCCUGUCGACAAACGUUUGACGGAGCGAUUAGGAGUCGGGCGUUUGGCCAACAAAGUGAGCAAGGUCACACCGUCUUUCAUUCCACGCUCGAUCCCGGCCAAAAACGAAGACAGCAGCGUGUCUGGCGUCUCUGCACUGGCUAGGCACUUCGAGAUGAUGUCACGGGAGUUCGAGAGAGAGCGGCUGAGAGAGCGACGGCAAAGGGCGAUGCGGAGUCGGCAAGCAAGAGCGAACCCAUUGGCCAGCAGUCGGCCUGUGGUCGAGGUCUACCAGAAUGCUGUUGACGCAGUAGGUGAACGAGUUCUGUCUCAAGCCUACCAGGAGAAAGACGUCGCGGACGACAGAGGCGCAAGAAAGAAUAUGGAUGACUACGUUGCCAGUAGUCAACCAGAGGACUUGGCUGUCGCUGAGGAUGGCGAAUCUGUAAAGUCCACAACGACCGGCGGGGAAGGCGAUCCUGAACAGCGCGGGCCUGCUACCGAUACAGACGUCGACACUAGUGAUCUCGAGCGGACAGCAACGCGAUCGAGAGAUACCUCUGAUCCAACGUCUGGCAUGAGCUCAUCCAUUCAAUCGCCGACGCAUGUACCAGAUAUGGAGGGCUUGGGUCCCGAGCUUUCCAUACCCGAACACCGCAAGAACGUUUGGUUCAAGUACUUGGCGGAGUUUUGGUCGAAGCGAUCUGCGUCUGGAUGGUCCAAUCUGGAAUACCCACUUCAUGCUAGUGAGCAUGUCUUUGAGGACUCGGAUAUCAUCGUAAGGGAGGACGAGCCUUCGUCAGUAAUUGCACUGUCGCUUGCGUGCAAGGACUACGAAGUCAAGUUGAAGGAAUUCCGCAACCAUCCCAGCAAGGCUCCAUUAGCAAAGCAUGGCCACGCACAUACUCACUCGCAGGCGAGCGCUACCAACCCUCGCGAAGAGUUGCGUGAAGAGAUUGAAGCGUCCCUGCUCAGCGACACUGGCACGCACUUGAAAUACUCAUUUGCCCAUGGACAAGUCAAAGCAUCCUGCAAGAUCUUCUACGCGGAAUCAUUCGAUGCUUUGCGUCGCAAGUGUGGUGUAUCCGACCGAUUUAUGGAAUCGAUGUCUCGCUGCUUGAAGUUCGACUCGAAGGGCGGCAAGACCAAAUCACUCUUCCUGCGGACGCUCGAUAACCGCUUCAUCAUCAAGUCGCUGCAGGAAGUCGAGCUCAAGGCUUUCACCAAGUUCGCGCCCGACUACUUCAACUUCAUGAGCUACACGCUCUUCCACGGUGUCCCCAGCGUCAUCGCAAAGAUGUUUGGCCUCUUCCAAGUCAACAUCCGCAAUCCCGCCACCGGUGUUGACUUUUCGUAUUACUUGCUCGUGAUGGAGAAUCUCUUCUACGAGCGCAAUCCUAACAGGCGAUUCGAUCUCAAAGGCAGCAUGCGGAACCGCAAGAUUGAGAGCACAGGCCAGGCUGACGAAGUGCUUCUGGAUGAAAACUUGGUCGAAACGAUCUUCGAAUCACCCCUUUUCGUCCGUGAGCAUUCGCGCAAGCUGCUGCAAGCCUCGGUAUUUAAUGACACGCUGUGGCUCUGCAAACAGAAUGUCAUGGACUACUCUCUAAUGGCGGGCUUCGACGACGCUCGCAAGGAACUCGUCGUCGGCAUCAUCGACUGUAUCCGCACAUACACAUGGGACAAAAAGCUCGAGAGCUGGAUCAAGGACCGUGGCAAGAAUAAACCUACCAUCACGAGUCCGAAGGAUUAUCGGAAUCGUUUCCGGGUCAGUAUGAUGCAGUAUGUAUUGCAGGCACCCAACUGCUGGCAUCAGUUCCAGGUGAACAUGGCGCCGCCGAAGACGUUGAAGGAAGAGGUUAAUGUCAGGGAGGAGUUGAUGGGGGAUGAGGGAGUCGAGGUGGCUGCUUAG
Molecule: messenger RNA, 7200 nt
Organism: Zasmidium cellare ATCC 36951
Lineage: Eukaryota; Fungi; Ascomycota; Dothideomycetes; Mycosphaerellales; Mycosphaerellaceae
Exons: 1
Coding region: 1-7200 (2399 amino acids)
Biological process (GO): phosphatidylinositol phosphate biosynthetic process
Cellular component (GO): fungal-type vacuole membrane; endosome membrane
Molecular function (GO): metal ion binding; 1-phosphatidylinositol-3-phosphate 5-kinase activity; ATP binding
Source: RefSeq, a predicted model, not a curated record